GGGUAGAGGGGACCGGAAGUUGUUUUUUCGCCCCCCGCCCAGGGGCCGGCCGGGUGUCUGCGGGUUCGGUUCGGUUCCCGCCCUUGUCAGAGUCUCUCCUGGGCCGGCCCGGGGUGGGCUCACUGCAGAGCCCGCCUUCGGGAGACUGAGUCGAUUCCCUGGUCUCCUAGCAACACGGGCCGGGCCGCAGACCGUCGGGGCGGCGAGGCGGCCCGCAUAGCUCGGGCCGGAGCCGAAGGGAAGCCGAAAACCAGAGCUUAAGAAUAAGCAGGAAAUGGCGGACGAGGCGUUGUUUUUGCUUCUCCAUAACGAGAUGGUGUCAGGCGUGUACAAGUCCGCGGAGCAGGGGGAGGUGGAAAAUGGACGCUGUAUUACUAAGCUGGAAAACAUGGGGUUUCGAGUGGGACAAGGAUUGAUAGAAAGGUUUACAAAAGAUACCGCGAGGUUCAAGGAUGAGUUAGAUAUUAUGAAGUUCAUUUGUAAAGAUUUCUGGACUACAGUAUUCAAGAAACAAAUCGACAAUCUCAGGACAAAUCAUCAGGGCAUCUAUGUACUUCAGGACAACAAAUUCCGUCUGCUUACUCAGAUGUCUGCAGGAAAACAGUACUUAGAACAUGCAUCUAAGUAUUUAGCAUUUACAUGUGGCUUAAUCAGAGGUGGCUUAUCAAACUUGGGGAUUAAAAGUAUUGUAACAGCUGAGGUGUCUUCAAUGCCUGCCUGUAAAUUUCAGGUGAUGAUACAGAAGUCAUAGAACAUACUGAAAUGCAAUGCUUCAACAGUGUAAAGAGUUAAAUUAUUCAUGUAUAAAGUAUUUCAAGUAGCAAUGAUUUAAUUAAAAUUGUUGGACAUUUGUGUUGAUA
Molecule: messenger RNA, 860 nt
Organism: Myotis myotis
Lineage: Eukaryota; Metazoa; Chordata; Mammalia; Chiroptera; Vespertilionidae
Gene: TRAPPC6B
Product: trafficking protein particle complex 6B
Exons: 6
Coding region: 275-751 (158 amino acids)
Biological process (GO): endoplasmic reticulum to Golgi vesicle-mediated transport; regulation of GTPase activity
Cellular component (GO): trans-Golgi network; cis-Golgi network; TRAPP complex
Source: RefSeq, a predicted model, not a curated record